Molecule: messenger RNA, 5066 nt
Organism: Sinocyclocheilus rhinocerous
Lineage: Eukaryota; Metazoa; Chordata; Actinopteri; Cypriniformes; Cyprinidae
Product: protein MRVI1-like
Exons: 30
Coding region: 86-4501 (1471 amino acids)
Source: RefSeq, a predicted model, not a curated record
CACAUAGAGAAGCAUCCUGCUGGAAAAGCUUAAGGACACUCACUUUGAAAGUCACAAAAUUAUUGAGGGCCUGCAGUCAGAAUUGAUGAGGCUACAAGAGCACUCAAAGCAAGCACUCUUCAGGUUAAAUAAAUGCCACAUCAGUUCUCACAUUCCACAGAGGACAGGUGUGACAAACCAUCAGUCUCUGCAUCAUGAGAUUCAGGAAGCUCGACCGUCCCAGAAUGUGGCUGUGGAGUUGAUUAGUGAUUCACUGAGCCAGAGUUUACCCAGCGUCCCUCAGAGAGGAAACAUCCAAAGCCUCCAGAAGAUCAAACCUGUAGAGAUUUCCCAUAUUCUCCACGCACAGCUCUCAGAGACUGACAAAGUUGGCAACAGUGCAAGUGAGAAGUUACAGAGACUCUAUCUGCAGAAGCAACAACAACAUGGAAGUUCUAGGCAUCAGCUGGUCACACUUCUGAAAGAGCUGGAGCUUCUUGAAACCCCACUGGCAGCGCAAGCACAGCACAAGGCCAAGCAUCAGGCGCAGGAAACCCACAUAGCGGCCGCCAUCACCUGGUGGAGAGGCCAGACUAAAGAGGGCAAGAAAAACCAGGCUGCCCAAGUUCCACAAGAAACUGUGAUGGACAUUCAGAAGCAGAUCCAAAGCCUGGAAGUCAAUCACAUUCCAGCCCAGCUGGAAGAGACUAAGCGUGGCAUGAAGGUGCUUCUCAAAGACCAGGGAACGAGCACCUGUGACGAGUCCGACGACGCUCAGAUUCAGUUUAGGGACGUGGCUGUGGUCACUGAUUCAUCAGCAGAGCGUUUGGCUCCAGAAGAGCUGCUGGAGUCUCUGAGGAAAGUGGAGGACGUGGUUUCGCAGGCCUUGCGGGCAGCUCAGGUGCUCAUGGGCAGCGAGGAGAGGAUAGAGGCCAUCGGCAUGAGGGUGGAGAAAGCACUGAGCAGAGCUGAAGCUACUGAGAGUCAACUCAGUGCCCUGGAGGCCACCAUCUCUGCUAACACACAGUCGUUCUGUAUGUCUCAAUCCGAGGCCACCGGGCUCCUGGUGGACCGUAGCUCAGCCGCCGUUACGUCCUUUUCCACACCCGAACCUGUCGCUCAGGAGAGCGUCCUCACUCCACUUUCACCUGAAAACGGUGGCUCGCUUCUGCGCACGCCAGCAGAGGGACACAGCAACAAGGUCAGCCAAAACCCAGAUGCAACCCUCCUAGAUCAGGAUCCUGGUUCACCAUCUGAGCUUUGGCUGAGGCGUGCUGUCAGUGUUUGCUUCGAGCCAGUGUCUACAGGUCUUCCAUCUGUAGGAGCGCUUACCCUACAGAGUCCUGCUUUACUCUGUACUGAGAGCUCUUUGCCGGGACCGUCAGCUUGUGAGGAGCCCACGCCACACAACAGACAAGAGAAUGUAGCUGGGUUAGACCGGCCAGCAAGCAAUGACAUCUUCCUCUCAGAGUCAGAGGCUAUUAGGAACACCUUAGCUGUAAACAAGGAAACGUGCAAGAGUCUAAAUAAAGUAGAGACUGGAUGUGCAGAAACUGAGCUACAAAACAGAAGAGGACAAAUAGAGAGUUCUGGGAGGUGCCAAAAAUCAGAACAUAGCAGCAGGACAGAGGCCUUAAAACUUCUGAACCAAGGGCAGCCUUCCAAGUCAGGGGACGUCUGGGAUAAUCAAGGAUUCAAUUCAUCAGGGGAGACCCAAGUAGAGGAUACUGGGAGUUGUCAAGAGGGAAGAGGAGAUUUAGAAUGCACUGGGAGGAGUCUAGAGGAAUCCAGAAGCAGUGGACAGGGUCAAGCAAGGACAGGGAACAGUGAGACUCAAGAGGAACCCAAAACAAGUGACUCAGAAACAUCAAAGAAUCCGAGUGUCCAAGGUGAAGAUCUAACUGACACUCCAGGGGACCAAGAGGACCCCUCUGCUGUAUGUCAGUUCACACGCUCACGGGGUGAGCAAACUUCACUAAAGAGAGCUCAUAGCUUUGUGACAAAGUCUGUCACUCCUUUUAUCUUCCCUCACACACGCUCUCGGCCCCCGCUCAUCCCCGCCAUGCCCACCCUUCCUGAGGAAGAGGAAGAUUCCCCAGAGGAGCUCGACAGUACAUCCAGUUCGCCCUCCACAUAUGCUCCAGUUAAAAGCAAGAUGGUGAAUGUAACCAUGACUCCACCAGCUAUUGUGCUUCCAAGACAAGUCAGCAAGCAAGAGCCCUGUCCUCUGGAGAAAGCAAGCCCUAGGCCUCGUCUCUCCCGAAACUCUGCAUCUUCAUGUCCCAUCACCGCAGUGGAUGAUGAUGGACACGUGAUAGACCUGGUGAAGGAUCAGCUUCCUGAGCUGCAGUUAUCUGAAGAGGAUCGUCAGAAGAAUCUGGAGCUGCUCGAGGAGGCCAAGAAAGUCAGCGAUCGCUUCCUGCAGCGCAGAGGCCGACGCUCCACCUGUAGUCUCAGUGAAUCUCCAACAGCUCUCUCUCCGAACCCAACGCCAUGCACCUCCCCCCGACCAUCCAGAAGCAGUUCUCUCUCCGCACCCUCACAGCUAGGUCCUGAGGUCACCUCAACUCCUCCAGCUAGUCCCUCCAUAGCUAAGCAUCUGGAGGUACCAUCUACCCAUGACCAAGGGGACACCAGUAAACCAGAGCAGGAGACCUUCACGAGGCUAGUAGAUUGGAUGCCCAGUGACAAGCGAAAGGUAUCCUCAGGGACUUUAACCCCGCGUUAUGCCACCGCUGUACCAGCCAGAGAUCCCGCUGUGUUUCAGAAGGAGAAGCCAGACCAUCAUGCACCAGCGGACAAGGGGAAGAACUCUGAACAUGCGGCCCAGAAAAAGGAAGAGACUUCUGGCUGUGGCAACAGUCAACCUCCAGCUACAGGGGUAGCCAAACCCAUCCCCCGGCCACCUACACAGCAAGCCCCAUGCACGGCCGAAAUCAAAACAAUAGGGGCCUUCCCUCCUCUGAUGAGAGCCGUCUCCUGGGACACGGUGGGCUCCAUGAACAUGAGGAAUGCAGCUCCCAAAGGGGAGGACAAUCUCUCUGACAAAUCAAGGGAGUCUCUGUUUAAGUCCUCCGGGUACAAGGACUUCCCUGUGCCACCUGGGAGCGUUCAAAAACUGUCCAAAUUGCGCGAGGAGCACAAACUGAUGCGUAACCAGAGCAUCUCCAGCUCAAAGCUUCCUGACCUGAAUGAAACGACCGAGCAGGAACGAGGUCCAUCCUCUCCGCUCACCAGCUCUCCCAGUGAAGAGGAGGCCAAAGAGAAACCUGACGCUAUGCCCAACAUUUCAGACGUCAUGCUACGCAAACUCAAACUGCACAGAGGUUUACCUGGAUGCGCACCCCCGCUCUCAGAGAAGGAAGUUGAGAACGCUUUUGUGCAGCUUUCGCUGGCAUUCCGCAACGACAAUUACACGCUGGAGUCGCGGCUGAAACAGGCGGAAAGGGAGCGCAAUCUGACUGAGGAAAACACGGAGAAGGAACUGGAAGAGUUUAAAAGCACUCUCAAGAACACUGUGUCACUGUGGCAGAACAUGGAGCAGCGGGAGUUUUACCAGCACCUCUUCGAAACGAUCGCCGUAUUGCACCGCCUGAGCAGCCGCCUCUCCAGCCGGGCUGAAAUGGUGGGAGCUGUGAGACAGGAGAAGAGAAUGAACAAGGCCACUGAGGUGAUGAUGCAGUACGUGGAGAAUCUGAAGAGGACGUAUGAGAAGGAUCAUGCUGAGCUGAUGGAGUUUAAGAAGCUUGCCAGCCAGAACUCCAGCCGCUGCUAUGCAGGAUCAGUGGACACGGGAAAGGUAGGCAAAAGUCUAGAGUGUUUUUUUUUCUCUCUCUCUAAGGCUUUGCCCAGACGAAGAGUCAGUGUGGCUGUAGUUCCCAAGUUUAAUCUACUGAACAUCCCCGGGCAGACGCCAGCCGCCGCUGGCCCUAAUUUUGCACCCGGUGCACUUCCUGUGGUGUGUGAGGCGAACACCAUUAAGAACAGCAGUUCCUCAGACCCUACACAACAAGAUGUGCCUGACAAAUCCAGUGGAAACCCUCUGACGGAGCAGGAAAGUGAAGCAGUGCCAACCAAAGUUGUCUGCAGUCCAGAGAAGAUUACAGAAGAGAUCAAAGCCAAGAUUGAAGAAGCAGCGUAUAACAAAGGAUUCCAAGAAGGACUUAAGAGGUCUAAAGAACUUCAGGAGCUGAAGGAGGAGGAAGAGAAGGCAGAAGAGAAGCAGAAGGACUCUGAGGAGGAAGCAAGAGGAAAUACUGAUAAAGACAGGAAGACUAAUAGCAGGUUUGAGGAGGCAUUAGAGGUCCUUGACCGGAUAUUCCCAAAAUUCUUCCGGCGAAAUCGAGUGCUUUGGAUCGUCCUCACUCUGUUUUUUGCUUCAUUCAUUCUUGUCAAUGUCAUAAGCUUCUUCAGUAACCGCUACAGUGAGAGCGGAGACACGUCUGCAGAGAAGUCCGCCGUCCCAGGCAAGAAGACGUUUUUCGGACUGAAUGUAGGGUCAAAGACCCCUGCCCCAGAAUGACUUUAUUCACAUCCAUCACGUCGAGACAGAUUAACACAGCUCAUAUUGUUUCUACCAGUCUUUCACACUGCAUUUAGAAAAUAGCAGAACUACUUGUUAUUGUUUAGGGACCAAGUGUGCUUAGAUGAGAAAUCAGAUUUGCUUUGUAAACUAAAUUGAUAAAGUUAUAAUACUUGGGGCUGGGAAAGUUGGGAUUUCUUGUUAUUGCAGAGAAACGUUUUCUAAGACUGUCACGUUUGAUAUAUGAUUAUACCACUCGAACCUUAUGAUUAAACUUCUCAGGUUUUGUGAAAUAUAUAUUUGAAAUAUUACGUACAAUAUUUAAUACAACAUUUGGUACAGUAUGUUUUAAAGUCUUUGCGGUUCUUUAUGUUGUUUAUUUGAAUUGACAUUCCAAGGUAGAUCCUAAAGUGCAAUAUUUUGCGACUGGUAGUUGACGGUUGUGUGGGGAGUUUGAUAGUUCAGAAUGCUUCACUAUUUUGAAGAGCACUUUUAACUAGCAUGAAAGAAUUCAUAUUUGCACAUGUGUGCUUGUGUUUACUGUUGUGCCACUUCACCUUGUAAU